Molecule: messenger RNA, 984 nt
Organism: Elephantulus edwardii (Cape elephant shrew)
Lineage: Eukaryota; Metazoa; Chordata; Mammalia; Macroscelidea; Macroscelididae
Gene: NME9
Product: NME/NM23 family member 9
Exons: 11
Coding region: 1-984 (327 amino acids)
Biological process (GO): CTP biosynthetic process; UTP biosynthetic process; GTP biosynthetic process
Molecular function (GO): nucleoside diphosphate kinase activity
Source: RefSeq, a predicted model, not a curated record
AUGGGUAGCAAGAAGAAGGAAAUUGCCCUUCAGGUGAACAUCAGCACCCAGGAGCUUUGGGAGGAAGUGCUCAGCGCCAAAGGACUAACUGUUGUUGACGUGUAUCAGGGCUGGUGUGGACCCUGCAAACCUGUUCUGAGCCUCUUCCAGAAGAUGAGGGUUGAGGCUGGCCCGGAGCGCCUGCAUUUCGCAACAGCAGAAGCAGACUGUCUCGACGUCCUUGAAAAAUACCGAGGAAAGUGUGAGCCAACCUUUCUGUUUUAUGCGGGAGGAGAGCUGGUGGCUGUGGUGAGAGGUGUGAACGCCCCACUGCUGCAGGAGACCAUCCUGGACCAGCUGGCGGCCGAGGAGCGAGUGCUGAGCGAGGGCAGAGAACGCAGAGUGAUCAAAGAUGCAGCUCUUAUUGAUGAAGAGGAACUUGAUUCCCAGAAAAAGGACGGUGGUGACGACGAGGGCGUGGUUUCCCCGGGAAAGAACUGUACUGUGGCCAUCAUUAAACCAGAUGCCGUGGUCCAUGGAAAUGCUGACGAGAUCAUGAUGAAGAUCCAAGAAGCUGGGUUUGACAUCUUGACCUGUGAAGAGAGAACUUUCACAGAGAGAGAAAUCCGGCUUUUCUACCAGCACAGAGCAGAAGAGGAAGCAUUUGAGAAGCUGAUACAUCACAUGUGCAGCGGACCGAGCUGUCUCCUGAUCCUUGCUCGGACUGGGGCCGCUGAGGACGUGGUCACAGCCUGGCAAACCCUCAUGGGACCCUGUGACCCCGAAGUGGCCAGGAGGGAGCACCCUGAAAGCCUUCGUGCUCAAUACGGCACAGAAAUGCCCUUUAAUGCCGUCCACGGAAGCCGGGACAGAGAGGACGCUGACCGAGAGCUGGAGAUACUCUUCCCCAAUUUCAAGUUCUCAGCUGACCGGAUGGAAGCCCCUCAGGACGGCCAGGCCCCGGGCAUGCCGGGCCCCACCAAGACGCUGGGCCCUGAGAACUGA